GGCGUGUAGUUCAGUUGUGAGCACGCAAACGUGCUGCAGGGAUUGUAGGUGUACCUCCUCGGGCUUGCGUACCCUUUCCUUGCUAAUAAUAGUGUGUGUGUCCUUUAGAUCUUCUGAUGGCUCUAGCAUUUUUGUGACCACGGACCGAGUCUGUCUUUGCUAGCUUUUGGAAUUAGCAACUGAAACGAGUUUAAUGUGAAGGAAAACAGCAACAACAACAACAAGAGAUGCGGUGCGACGACUGUGCAACGACGGUCGGUCGGCGGAUUCCUUGGGAUCCAGAGAAGGGUCCGGGGAAAGAUUGGCUUGCGGGCUUCCUUCGUAGGCACCCACGGGUGGUGGAGCGCUCGACCCGCAUCUACGAGGCAAACAGGACCGAAGAUGAGGAGCCUCGCAUGGUGCAGUUCAACGAGAGAUGGGCAGCCCUCCUCGACGAGGUCAAACCGGAGGCCAACCACGUGCACAACACGGACGAGACAGGUGAAGAUUCGCUCGUAGGCGAGACUAGUGUAGACUACAGGGGUGUUCCGCGGUAA
This is a messenger RNA of Ectocarpus sp. CCAP 1310/34, 536 nucleotides long. NCBI's taxonomy places the organism in Eukaryota, Phaeophyceae, Ectocarpales, Ectocarpaceae. The record is from the annotation of a GenBank genome assembly.